Messenger RNA from Scylla paramamosain (green mud crab), 4760 nucleotides. RefSeq lists its product as uncharacterized. The transcript has 11 exons. Lineage: Eukaryota; Metazoa; Arthropoda; Malacostraca; Decapoda; Portunidae. Bases 2195 to 3502 code for a protein of 435 amino acids. The record is from RefSeq and is a predicted model, not a curated record.
GAGGAUGAGACGGUGGAACAUGUGGUGCUGGAGUGUGUGAAGUAUGCCAGAGACAGGAAUGAGAUGAUGCAAGUGAUACUGACUGAGUUAGGGCAUGAUAGGAAUGAAAGAGUGGAGAAGACAGGAAAGGAAUGGAUGGUGUUGUUGCUGGGACUGUGUAGAGAGGCGAAUGAAAGGAUGAUUGAGGCGGUGAAAGAGUUUCUGGAGAGAAUGUGGCGUGCCAGGUGUAUGAACAAUUAGGUUAGAGGAUGCUGUUCGUUUUUUUUUUUUUUUUUUUUUUUUUUUUUUUCUCCUUUCUACAGGAGUUGCCGAUCCAAAGGCCUGGCUCAGGAGUGAUCCUGUGCCACCUGUACCAUCAAGAUCAAGAUCAAGAUGUAGGCUCCUCGAGAAGAAGAACCUCUUGUCCCAGUGCAGUGGGUGUCUCUUAAGGCUGAAGGAGGAGUGGGAGGUACUUGCUGUGAGGCAUGGUGAGGUGGAGGGCUCGGAAACGGAGGUGGCCGUGGCUAUUGCUGUUAGUUGUGCUUGCUUGUCAGGCUUUGUGUGUGUACGUGGGGAUUUGCCCGUCACCUGUUGUCUGGGGCUCCCCUUGUGUGUCACCUGUGUUCUUGAAGCACACUUACAGAUUGUUGAGGCUAACUUGACUCCUUCAUUGCAGACGCCUUAAGGAGCACGCAUGACGCUUUAAAGCGGAGGGCGGUUCGGGCAGAGGUGACGCGUGCCCUGACACAGAGGGUGUCUGGACGGCCUCCUUCCUGCCGUGCCCAAGAGCUCGCCCGCCGGCGAGCGCCCGCCGCUGGACCCGCCAUUCGUGUAGACGUGCGGUCCCUCCCGGCCGGGUCGCGGCCCGCACGCGCGGACCGACGGGUGGACGUUGUUGCAGGCGCAUCAACAGGUCAGGCGACACAAGCAGCCUUGACUUGCCUGGUGGGUGGGAGAGCCGCAGCAGUACAGGUCCACUGGCUUAUUGAAGGUGGAGACCAACUCAGGCAGCCUGUGAAACCCCCUGUGACCCCCCCAUGACCUGCAAGACACAGCCACUCCAGGACAGGAUGACUCAGCAGCAUGUGACCACCUAACAACAACAACAACAACAACAGACUUUCCUUGUUUAUUUGGUGAGAGAGAGAGAGAGAGAGAUGCAAUAUUUUAAGCCUUCCAUCAGUUCACCUCCCAGCUUCUACUACUACUUCUACUACUACUACUAUUACUACUACUACUACUACUACUACUACUAGUACUACUGCUACUGCUACUGCUACUGCUACAACUUCUCCGCACAGUAUCACCACCCUACACGUCCCGUUCCAAAGCAAAUGGCCAUAUUUGGGGACAGAAAGCAGCAACAUCCACUUUGUUAAAAUUGUGACUUUGCAAUUAAAUGGAUACUGCAUGAACUGGAAUAAGGCUAUUGAACUGUGAUGCAAGACACACCCUGGCGCAGUGGUACACCUCAGUGAAAACCCUGUCAAGAGUGAGAGAAAAUGAAACUGCUGAUUAGAUAUGAAAGUGGGCAGCUGGUUCUGUGGGACUUCAAGGGCCGCUGUGCUGAUGUCAGAUACCAGUCUGCUGAACCCCUAAGGUCAUUGUCUUGGCACCACGAGGGAGAGCAGGGGAUGUGCUGUCAUAUGGACCGGUCACUCACAACUUGGACUCUGAAACAAGCCUCUCCCAGACCCCCCCCCCUCUCUCUCUCUCUCUCUCUCUCUCUCUCUCUCUCUCUCUCUCUCUCUCUCUCUCUCUCUCUCUCUCUCUCUCUCUCUCUCUCUCUCUCUCUCUCUCUCUCUCUCUCUCUCUCUCUCUCUCUCUCUCUCUCUCCACAGAACUGAGUGACCCCCGUGCACUGGUGGUUCUCCACAAUGACAUCGUUGUUGUGGACCUACUCUCCCCAGCUACCCCCGUUUUGAGAACCCCUAUUGAAGGGAUACACACGAGUCACCUGUCACCGGCUGUACACACCUGGCUGACUGCCCUGCUGACCUCAACCCUGCCCUCUACUUAGCUGGGGCCAGGGGAGGGGGCACAGGAAGCAGGGUUUCUCUGAGAAGGAGUGGCCAAUCUCUGGGAGGGAGUGGGACAGCACCUCUUGCCCCUACCCUGAAAUGACCUUGACUGGACAUGUGGAUGGGUCAAUAAAAUUCUGGGAUGCCUCUUCUGUGGGACUCCAGAUUCUUUACAAUUUCAAGACUGCAAACGUAUGGCCUAUUCCAGUUCACUUGAGUCCAUCCCAGCCUCCCCAACUGCAUCCCAGCCACCCCAGUACAUCCCAGCCUCUCCCAGUACAUCCCAGCCUCUCCCAGUCAUCCCCAGUUCAUCCCCAGCCUCUCCCAGUGCAUCUCAGCCACUCUUAGUGCAUCCCAGCCUCUCCCAGUGCAUCCCAGCCUCUCCCAAUCCAACCCAGCCUCCCUCAGAGCAUCCCAGCCUCCCUCAGUGCAUCCCAGCUUCCUUCAGUGCAUCCCAGCCUCUUCCAGUCCAUCCCAACCUCUCCCAGUGCAUCUCAGCCACUCUUGGUGCAGCCCAGCCUCUCCCAGUCCAUCCCAGCUUCUCCCAGUGCAUCUCAGCCACUCUUGGUGCAUCCCAGCUUCUCCCAGUGCAUCUCAGCCUCUCCCAAUUCAUCCCAGCCUCCCUCAGAGCAUCCCAGCCUCCCUCAGAGCAUCCCAGCCUCCUUCAGUUCAUCCCAGCCUCUUCCAGUCCAUCCCAACCUCUCCCAGUGCAUCCCAGCAUCUCCCAGUGCAUUCCAGCCUCUUCCAGUGCAUCCCAGCCUCUCCCAGUACAUCCCAGCCUCUCCCAGUACAUCCCAGCCUCUCCCAGUGCAUCCCAGCCUCUCCCAGUGCAUCCCAGCCUCCCCCAGUGCAUCCCAGCUUCUUCCAGUACAUCCCAGCCUCUCCCAGUACAUCCCAGCCUUUCCCAGUACAUCCCAGCCUCUCCCAGUACAUCCCAGCCUCUCCCAGUGCAUCCCAGCCUCUCCCAGUACAUCCCAGCCUCCCCCAGUGCAUCCCAGCCUCUCCCAGUGCAUCCCAGCUUCUUGCAGUACAUCCCAGCCUCUCCCAGUACAUCCCAGCCUCUCAGUACAUUCCAGCCUCUCCCAGUGCAUCCCAGCUUCUUCCAGUACAUCCCAGCCUCUCCCAGUACAUCCCAGCCUCUCCCAGUCUAUUCCAGCCUCCCCCAGUGCAUCCCAGCUUCUUCCAGUACAUUCCAGCUUCUCCCAGUGCAUCUCAGCCUCUCCCAUUACAUCCCAGCCUCUCCCAGUACAUUCCAACCUCUUCCAGUACAUCUCAGCCUGUCCCAGCGCAUCCCAGACUCUCUCAGUAUAUCUAAAACAAUUAUUCCCUGUAAAAACAAUGUAAAUUAUUAUUGUACAGGGAAGUUUGAAGGAGUAAAUUUAUUCCCCCUAGCACUGCUGAACGUAAUCAUGUGUUACCUCUCAGUAGAAAACAUUUUAUGCGAGGCUCCCUUCCAAUACUCUGAAAUUGCUCUCGUUUUCGUUCCGCCUCGGGAGUUUUAAGGGGGAACUUCACUAAAUCGAGUAAUUUAUUCCCAUUUUCUCUUUCCCGCAGUGCCUCGAGGUGCCAGUCAUUUAUGAAGUAUGAAAGCAGAAACGGGUCUCCAGAAUAUGAUUUUUGAGCAAGAUCUUCCCUUCAGGCCAGGUAGUGGGUGUGUCUGGUACAUGCUGAGGACAAGGCAGACUACUCCUAUCCUGUGUGGCGUUAGUCGAGCCACAGCCAAUAGUCUGGAGACCCUCACCUUUGUACUAUUCCUGAUAGACUUUGCUGCUGCUGCUGCUGCUGCCUACGUAUGGGUCAAAGACGCCUUAAGGAGCACGCAUGACGCUUUAAAGCGGAGGGCGGUUCGGGCAGAGGUGACGCGUGCCCUGACACAGAGGGUGUCUGGACGGCCUCCUUCCUGCCGUGCCCAAGAGCUCGCCCGCCGGCGAGCGCCCGCCGCUGGACCCGCCAUUCGUGUAGACGUGCGGUCCCUCCCGGCCGGGUCGCGGCCCGCACGCGCGGACCGACGGGUGGACGUUGUUGCAGGCGCAUCAACAGGUCAGGCGACACAAGCAGCCUUGACUUGCCUGGUGGGUGGGAGAGCCGCAGCAGUACAGGUCCACUGGCUUAUUGAAGGUGGAGACCAACUCAGGCAGCCUGUGAAACCCCCUGUGACCCCCCCAUGACCUGCAAGACACAGCCACUCCAGGACAGGAUGACUCAGCAGCAUGUGACCACCUAACAACAACAACAACAACAACAGACUUUCCUUGUUUAUUUGGUGAGAGAGAGAGAGAGAGAGAUGCAAUAUUUUAAGCCUUCCAUCAGUUCACCUCCCAGCUUCUACUACUACUUCUACUACUACUACUAUUACUACUACUACUACUACUACUACUACUAGUACUACUGCUACUGCUACUGCUACUGCUACAACUUCUCCGCACAGUAUCACCACCCUACACGUCCCGUUCCAAAGCAAAUGGCCAUAUUUGGGGACAGAAAGCAGCAACAUCCACUUUGUUAAAAUUGUGACUUUGCAAUUAAAUGGAUACUGCAUGAACUGGAAUAAGGCUAUUGAACUCUGCUGAUUAGAUAUGAAAGUGGGCAGCUGGUUCUGUGGGACUUCAAGGGCCGCUGUGCUGAUGUCAGAUACCAGUCUGCUGAACCCCUAAGGUCAUUGUCUUGGCACCACGAGGGAGAGCAGGGGAUGUGCUGUCAUAUGGACCGGUCACUCACAACUUGGACUCUGAAACAAGCCUCUCCCAGACCCCCCCCCCC